Molecule: messenger RNA, 2605 nt
Organism: Lampris incognitus (smalleye Pacific opah)
Lineage: Eukaryota; Metazoa; Chordata; Actinopteri; Lampriformes; Lampridae
Gene: abcd1
Product: ATP-binding cassette, sub-family D (ALD), member 1
Exons: 17
Coding region: 217-2481 (754 amino acids)
Biological process (GO): long-chain fatty acid import into peroxisome; very long-chain fatty acid catabolic process; peroxisome organization
Cellular component (GO): peroxisomal membrane
Molecular function (GO): ATP binding; long-chain fatty acid transmembrane transporter activity; ATP hydrolysis activity
Source: RefSeq, a predicted model, not a curated record
GCCCGCACGCAGCAGAGACGGGGUUUCAUUCAGUCGGAUCGAAACCGGACCGGACUUUCUUAACCCGGACUUCCAGAGUCCAGUUUUCCCGGGAAGAACGGGAUUUCCGGCAGAUUCCAGCGUUUCGCUCAGUGUCGUGGAGAAGAUCAAACAACUAAGUUGCCGUUAGCAUAGUUAGCUUAGCUCGGCGCAGCUAAGCUAAGCUAAGCUAACGGGAUGCAGCUGGCCUCUGAUAGGCUGAUGGGCCAGCUAAGGCGGAGCUCCAAGGCCAGGAGAGCGGUUGCUCUGCUUGUUGCUGCCUAUGCGACAAAGAAACUCUCUGUCUAUAUGUGGGACAGACUGCAGAAGAGGGCAGGAGGAAAGCAGCUCGGUGGGGCUGAGGUGGUUGUGGGUGGGGCCAAAACUUCUUACAGCUCAUUGGACAAAGAUGGAGGUCAAAAGAAGAGCAGAGGCAUGAGCAGGUCUCCAGGGGUGAACAGGGAGUUUGUCCAGAGACUGAGGGGCCUGCUGAAGGUCCUGUUUCCCAGGUUGCUCUGUAAGGAGUUUGGCCUUCUGGGCCUUCACUCACUGGCUCUCAUCUCCAGAACCUUCCUCUCCAUAUACGUUGCAACGCUGGAUGGUCUUAUAGUAAAGACUAUUGUACAGAAGAGGCCCCAGGCCUUUGUGUGGGAGCUCAGUAAGUGGCUGCUCAUCGCGCUUCCUGCCACCUUCAUCAACAGUGCCAUCCGCUUCCUUGAAGGACAACUAGCCCUCGCCUUCAGAACUAGACUGGUCACACACGCCUACAAACUGUACUUCACUAACCAGACCUAUUAUCGGGUCAGUAACAUUGAUGGUCGUUUGGUGAACCCAGAUCAGUCUCUGACGGAGGACGUGAUGAUGUUCUCUGCUUCCGUUGCCCAUCUCUACUCCAAUCUAACGAAACCCAUCUUGGAUGUCAUGGUGACAUGCUACACCCUUCUACGCACUGCUCACUCCAAAGGCGCUAACACCACCUGGCCAUCAGUCAUCGCCGGCCUAGUGGUAGCACUCACAGCCAAGGUUCUGCGCUCCUGCUCUCCUCGCUUUGGGAAGCUGGUGGCUGAGGAGGCCCGCAGGAAAGGAGACCUGCGCUACAUUCACUCGAGAAUCAUCUCCAACUCUGAGGAGAUUGCCUUCUAUGCUGGACACAAGGUGGAGAUGUCCCAGCUGCAGAAGAGCUAUGCAGCUCUGUCCUCCCACAUAAACCACAUCCUUUUUAAGCGUCUUUGGUACAUCAUGCUGGAGCAGUUUCUCAUGAAGUACGUGUGGAGCGCCUCUGGACUCAUCAUGGUGGCUGUUCCCAUCAUCACAGCCACAGGAUACUCCAAACAUGACUCAGUGGAGGUGAGACAAGCGGCCAUGUUGAUGAGAGAAGAGGAGUUGGUGAGUGAGAGGACACAGGCCUUCACCACAGCCAGGAACCUCCUCAACGCUGGAGCAGAUGCUGUGGAGAGGAUCAUGACCUCUUACAAGGAGGUAACAGAACUAGCGGGUUACACAUCCAGGGUCUAUGAGAUGUUUGAUGUUUUUGGAGAUGCGAGUGAGGGAAUCUACCAUCGCUCAACAGUAGGAGAAGAGCAAAGAGAAGACAGAGGAGGAGAAAUGAUGCAGCAUGGCGUGAGAGUGGGGGGACAUCUGGACAUUCGAGGUCAGGUAAUUGAGGUUGAGAAAGGGAUUCGCUGUGAGAAUCUUCCAAUCAUCACACCCACAGGUGAUGUGGUGGUAUCCUGCCUUAACUUACAGAUAGAGGAACACAUGGAUGUGUUGAUAACAGGUCCAAAUGGCUGUGGGAAAAGCUCUCUGUUCAGGAUCUUGAGUGGACUCUGGCCGGUCUAUGGAGGAACUCUGUAUCGGCCUCCACCCACAACCAUGUUCUACAUCCCACAGAGACCCUACAUGUCUAUAGGAACCCUCAGGGAUCAGGUGAUCUAUCCAGACUCAGUAGAAGAAAUGUCCGACCGGGGAUUCACAGAUAAAUGCCUGGAGGAGAUCCUACGAACUGUUAACUUGCUCUACAUUCUGGACCGAGAAGGAGGUUGGGAUGCAGCCAGUGACUGGAAGGAUGUUUUGUCUGGAGGAGAGAAGCAGAGAAUGGGGAUGGCACGCAUGUUCUACCACAGACCUCAGUAUGCUCUGUUAGAUGAGUGUACUAGUGCUGUGAGCAUCGAUGUGGAGGGAAAUAUCUUCCAGGCUGCAAAGAAUGCUGGGAUUUCGCUGCUGUCAAUCACCCACAGGCCUUCUUUAUGGAAGUACCACUCGCACCUCCUGCAGUUCGAUGGGGAGGGAGGUUGGCGCUUUGAGCCACUCGACGCCUCCACACGUGUCUCUCUGCAGGAGGAGAAGGAGAGUCUGGAGAAGCAGCUAUCUGGAGUACCUCACAUGCAGCAGCGUCUGGUGGAGUUGCGCCUCCUGCUGGGGGAGAGGGAGGAGGAGGAGCUGAGGAGCACAGAGAAGUUUUAAACCACGUCCACAUGAACCAGAUACACGGACAGAUUAGAAUCAUGAUGGAGUCACCUCAAGAUGGAUUCAACACAACAGACCUGAGUGUGUGUGUGUGUGUGUGUGUGUGUGUGUGUGUGUGUGU